GCUUCUGCGCAGGCGCCCGGCUCCUAAGUCUACCCAGGAACUGACCCUGCUCUCUCUUUUAGCUGUUAGACAUGGGCACUCCACAGAAGGAUGUUAUUAUCAAGUCAGAUGCACCAGACACUCUCUUAUUGGAGAAACAUGCAGAUUAUAUCGCAUCCUAUGGCUCAAAGAAAGACGAUUAUGAAUACUGUAUGUCUGAAUAUUUGAGAAUGAGUGGCAUCUAUUGGGGCCUGACAGUAAUGGAUCUCAUGGGACAACUUCAUCGAAUGAAUAGAGAAGAGAUUCUGGCAUUUAUUAAGUCUUGCCAACAUGAAUGUGGUGGAAUAAGUGCUAGUAUCGGACAUGAUCCUCAUCUUUUAUACACUCUUAGUGCUGUCCAGAUUCUUACGCUGUAUGACAGUAUUAAUGUUAUCGAUGUAAAUAAAGUUGUGGAAUAUGUUAAAAGUCUGCAGAAAGAAGAUGGUUCUUUUGCUGGAGAUAUUUGGGGAGAAAUUGAUACAAGAUUCUCUUUUUGUGCGGUGGCAACUUUGGCAUUGUUGGGGAAGCUUGAUGCUAUUAAUGUGGAAAAGGCAAUCGAAUUUGUUUUAUCCUGUAUGAACUUUGACGGUGGAUUUGGUUGCAGACCAGGUUCUGAAUCCCAUGCUGGCCAGAUCUAUUGUUGCACAGGAUUUCUGGCUAUUACAAGUCAGUUGCAUCAAGUGAAUUCUGAUUUACUUGGUUGGUGGCUUUGUGAACGACAGUUACCCUCAGGUGGACUCAAUGGAAGGCCAGAGAAGUUACCAGAUGUAUGCUAUUCAUGGUGGGUGCUGGCAUCCCUAAAGAUAAUUGGAAGACUUCAUUGGAUUGAUAGAGAGAAACUGCGUAAUUUCAUCUUAGCAUGUCAAGAUGAAGAAACAGGGGGAUUUGCAGACAGGCCAGGAGAUAUGGUGGAUCCUUUCCAUACCUUAUUUGGAAUUGCUGGAUUGUCACUUUUGGGAGAAGAACAGAUUAAGCCUGUUAAUCCUGUUUUUUGCAUGCCUGAAGAAGUGCUUCAGAGAGUGAAUGUUCAGCCAGAGCUAGUGAGCUAGAUUCAUUGAAGCUAAAGUUGCAAAAUGUAGUUUUGCCAUUUUAACAUUUCUGUAUUUGAAGUGCUUAUUGAAUCUAAAAAUGACUACUGUUAGUAUUUUGUAUAUUGUGUUACAUUAAUUAUGAUAAAUUAUAUAAUUAUACAUAUUGUAAAAUAAAAACCUGUAUUUUAUUUUCUGCUUUUUAUUGUGAAGUCCUGUUAUUCUGACUACAGUUUUUUUGUGUAUACUUCUGUGUCUGUUAUUUUUGUUUCAGUAACUGAGCAAACUUAAAAAAACUCGUGGUUUUUACCCAUGUAUACCUUUCAUGUGUUCUAUAACAAGUUGAUGUAAUAUUUGUGUCAACAAGAAUGUUAACUGGAGAGAAUUCAUACAUGAAUUAAAUGGUGCACAAAAUAAAUGGCUGUUGAAAUUUGGGAAUGA
This is a messenger RNA of Sapajus apella (tufted capuchin), 1487 nucleotides long. It is a transcript of the gene RABGGTB, whose product is annotated as Rab geranylgeranyltransferase subunit beta. The record is from RefSeq and is a predicted model, not a curated record. NCBI's taxonomy places the organism in Eukaryota, Metazoa, Chordata, Mammalia, Primates, Cebidae. The coding region runs from base 72 to 1067 and encodes 331 amino acids. Gene Ontology annotation, cellular component: Rab-protein geranylgeranyltransferase complex. Gene Ontology annotation, molecular function: Rab geranylgeranyltransferase activity. Gene Ontology annotation, biological process: protein geranylgeranylation. The transcript is spliced from 9 exons.